This is a messenger RNA of Microthlaspi erraticum, 504 nucleotides long. The record is from the annotation of a GenBank genome assembly. NCBI's taxonomy places the organism in Eukaryota, Viridiplantae, Streptophyta, Magnoliopsida, Brassicales, Brassicaceae.
AUGUCCAAUUCGCAACCGGAGGAAAACAAUUCAAGCCUAUCUCCGGCGGAUGUGCCAACCAUUAUUGAGCCGCCUCCUAAUAUCAGAUAUUACGUGGAUAAAACGGCAAGUCUUGUUUCCCGCAAAGGGUCCGAGUUUGAGAAGAGGAUGAAGAUCAACCAAGCGGAGAAUCCAGAGUUCAACUUUUUCCGGAGCACAAAUCGUUAUCACCCAUAUUACCAGCUCAAGCUUGCUGAGUACAGUGCGCAGCAUCAGAGAGAUCAUCAAGAUAUGGAUGAUGAGCGGCCACCUCCAGAGGUCAGAUUUUACCUGGAGAGAGCGGCACUUCUUGUUACCAAAAAAGGACCGGAGUUUGAGAAGACCAUGAUGAGCAAUCACGAGAGGAAUCCAGAUUACAGGUUUUUCCGGAGCUCAGACCGUUAUCACGAAUACUACAAGAGCAAGCUUGCUGAGUACAGUGCUGCGGAGAAUCCAGAAGAUAUCCAACUCGAGCAUAUUGUAUAG